GCUCCCUCCCCGCGCCGCGGCAGAGCGCGGAGCCGGGGCGGGAGCCGGCGCGGGAGCCGGAGCGGACGGCCGGCGACAGCGCAGGCGGCGGCGGGUCUUGGUACCGGCCCCGGAGCGCGUGGAGUCCCCAUCCGCGCCGCUCCGGCCUCUCUCCCGACGCGGGGCUCCGAGCAGCAUGCGCGGCCGCUGCCCGCCGGCGUCAGCCCUGGCCCCGGCCCCAUUGAGGAGCGCGCCUGGCCUCGACCCCGGCCCCAGCGGCAGAGGCGGCGGCGGCGGCCGCUCCAGGCCGGCCCGGGGCGCAGAACCAGGCUCGUGGAGCCCGCGUCGUGCGUCCUGAGCACGCCCGCCCCUCCGCCCGCCGGGGCCGCGGCCUCCCCCCUGCCCACUCCCCGGCCCUUGCCCCGGCCCCGGCACCAGCUUGGCUCCGGCAGGCGUGGGAGAGACAGACAGACAGACGAACGGCUAGCCCCGCGAGGGCGAGCGGACUGCCGGGCGGAGGUGUCGGAGGAGGAGGAGGAGGAGUAGACGGAGGAGGGGGCUGGGCAGGGGCUGGGGCCCGGCGGGGGAGACAUGCGAUUGGUGACCGAGCUGAGCGGACGGACAGCGCGCCCGAGAUGCAGGUGAGCGAGAGGAUGCUGGCGGGGGGCGCGAGGAGCGUGCCCAGCCCCCUCCUGGCCUGCUGGCAGCCCAUCCUCCUGCUGGUGCUGGGCUCUGUUCUGUCAGGCUCAGCCACCGGCUGCCCGCCCCGCUGUGAGUGCUCCGCCCAGGACCGUGCCGUGCUCUGCCACCGCAAGCGCUUCGUGGCUGUGCCCGAGGGUAUCCCCACUGAGACCCGCCUGCUAGACCUGGGCAAGAACCGCAUCAAAACACUCAACCAGGACGAGUUUGCCAGUUUCCCGCACUUGGAGGAGCUGGAGCUCAACGAGAACAUCGUGAGCGCCGUGGAGCCCGGCGCCUUCAACAACCUCUUCAACCUCCGGACACUGGGGCUCCGCAGCAACCGCCUGAAGCUCAUCCCUCUGGGCGUCUUCACCGGCCUCAGUAACCUGACCAAGCUGGACAUCAGUGAGAACAAGAUCGUUAUCCUGCUGGAUUACAUGUUCCAGGACCUGUACAACCUCAAGUCCCUGGAGGUCGGCGACAACGACCUCGUCUACAUCUCCCACCGAGCCUUCAGCGGCCUCAACAGCCUGGAGCAGCUGACGCUGGAGAAAUGCAACCUGACCUCCAUCCCCACCGAGGCGCUUUCCCACCUUCACGGUCUCAUUGUCCUGCGGCUCCGGCACCUCAACAUCAACGCCAUCCGGGACUAUUCCUUCAAGAGGUUGUACCGGCUCAAGGUCUUGGAGAUCUCCCACUGGCCCUACUUGGACACCAUGACUCCCAACUGUCUCUACGGCCUCAACUUGACGUCCCUGUCCAUCACGCACUGCAACCUGACCGCUGUGCCCUACCUGGCCGUGCGCCACCUGGUCUAUCUCCGCUUCCUCAACCUCUCCUACAACCCCAUCAGCACCAUCGAGGGCUCCAUGUUGCAUGAGCUGCUAAGGCUGCAGGAGAUCCAGCUGGUGGGUGGGCAGCUGGCUGUGGUGGAGCCCUACGCCUUCCGUGGCCUCAACUACCUGCGAGUGCUCAACGUCUCUGGCAACCAGCUGACCACGCUGGAGGAGUCGGCCUUCCACUCGGUGGGCAACCUGGAGACGCUCAUCCUGGACUCCAACCCGCUGGCCUGCGACUGCCGGCUCCUGUGGGUGUUCCGGCGCCGCUGGCGGCUCAACUUCAACCGGCAGCAGCCCACAUGUGCCACUCCGGAGUUCGUCCAGGGCAAGGAGUUCAAGGACUUCCCUGAUGUGCUUCUGCCCAACUACUUCACCUGCCGUCGCGCCCGCAUCCGGGACCGCAAGGCCCAGCAGGUGUUUGUGGACGAGGGCCACACGGUGCAGUUCGUGUGCCGGGCCGAUGGCGACCCUCCGCCCGCCAUCCUCUGGCUGUCGCCCCGCAAGCACCUGGUCUCGGCCAAGAGCAACGGGCGGCUCACGGUCUUCCCCGACGGCACGCUGGAGGUGCGCUACGCCCAGGUACAGGACAACGGCACAUACCUGUGCAUCGCGGCCAACGCGGGCGGCAACGACUCGAUGCCCGCCCACCUGCAUGUGCGCAGCUACUCGCCCGACUGGCCCCAUCAGCCCAACAAGACCUUCGCCUUCAUCUCCAACCAGCCGGGCGAGGGAGAGGCCAACAGCACCCGCGCCACCGUGCCUUUCCCCUUCGACAUCAAGACCCUCAUCAUCGCCACCACCAUGGGCUUCAUCUCUUUCCUGGGCGUCGUCCUCUUCUGUCUGGUGCUGCUGUUUCUCUGGAGCCGGGGCAAGGGCAACACGAAGCACAACAUCGAGAUUGAGUAUGUGCCCCGCAAGUCGGACGCAGGCAUCAGCUCCGCUGACGCACCUCGCAAGUUCAAUAUGAAGAUGAUAUGAGGACGGGGCGGGGGGCAGGGACCCCCGGGCGAGCCGGGCAGGGGAAGGGGCCUGGCCACCCGGCCGCUCACGCCUGGUCCUCCCCACCUCCUCCCCGCCCCUCCACACACACUCUUUUUCUCCCUCCCACCCUGUCCCCUGCUGCCCCCCGCCGGCCCUCACCACCUGCCCUCUUUCAACCAGGACCUCAGCAGUCCAGGCCUGGGGACCCCUACCCGCACAGGGGCACACAUUGAUAGACUGGAGUCCGAAGCUGAUGAACCAACAUGCGGCACAGUCAAUAAUUCAAUAAAAAAAAAAAGUUACGAACUUCCUCUGUAACUUGGGUUUCAAUAAUUAUGGAUUUUUAUGAAAACUUGAAAUAAUAAAAAGAGAAAAAAACUA
Molecule: messenger RNA, 2861 nt
Organism: Phacochoerus africanus (Common warthog)
Lineage: Eukaryota; Metazoa; Chordata; Mammalia; Artiodactyla; Suidae
Gene: LINGO1
Product: leucine rich repeat and Ig domain containing 1
Exons: 2
Coding region: 615-2477 (620 amino acids)
Cellular component (GO): extracellular matrix
Molecular function (GO): protein binding
Source: RefSeq, a predicted model, not a curated record